CCAAGCGCUGACCGCAAUUCGUUGGGUGGGAGGGGACGAACGCAAGAGGAUUAUGCCAACGUCUCCCGGCGAUGGUGUUGUUAGAACGACCACAGGGGCUCCUGGUCCUUCUCCCUCGGAUACCAGCAGUUCGCCCGCGGCAAGCGGGAGCAGCGGAGCCGGAACCACGAGCAAGAAGAGCUUCGCCAGCAAGAACCUGAACGCCCUCACCAAGGCCCCCGCGGUCCAAAGGGGGUCCGACAGAGCCGGAGAAGUGGUGCGUCCCGCGUUCGGCGCUGGAGGCCGACUCUUAGUCCUCGGCACCAAGAAUAGGGACGCCGGCGGGGCGGGCGGCCUGUCCACCCCGGUGCCCGUCAACACCCCUAGCCUCCGCCGAGAGAACAAGGGCCAGGACAUCAGCGUGCCGCUGGUCCCUUCGGGAGGUAUUGGCUGGGGCGCUGGCAAGGUUACUGCGCCUGCUCCCACCGUAGCAGAGCCAGCGCCAGCAGGCCCCGCGCGCGAUGACCGCUCCGCUCCUCCGAUGGCUGGAGGAGGAAGAGGUGGGGGCAACGGCGGGGGGGAAGGGGGCUACGGUCACGACAACCGCUCUGCGGGCCCCACGAGGUCGUCCCGGUGGCCGAACAACGACGGCGGCGACGGUGGCGGCGGUGGCGGCGGUGGCCGAUCAGAUCCGAGAAGCUACCCGCCUCCUCGUGCACCAUCGGGACGGCCUCACUUCGGCCAACGGGGCGAUGGGCCGGGGGGUGGCGGUCGUGAUGGUUCUCCCGCGGGCAGAGAGAACGGGAUGGGGGCGGGGGGGUACGGGGGUCAAGGUAGACUUGGCGGCGGGCCCCCUGGGGGGGGCGGGAUGCAGGGCCACUACCUGAGGGAGAGCGACUUCCCCCUGGAGAUGGGCGGCGGCGCUUCGAGGGCGGAGAAAGCGCCGCAGCUGAGGCCGAGAGGCGGUACGGGGCCUGACACUAGCCAAGGCAAAGGAGACCCCCCCCCGUUCGCUUCGCCUUCAGGCGGGUCGCGGGAGGGACAGCAAACUCGAGCAGCAGCAGCAGUUGGACGGGCAGGAGGGAAUGGCAAUAACUCGCCCUCGCCCUCCUCCCACGCCAUGGCACCCUCCUCCGGCCCGCGAGAUCUCGACGGUAUGCCUAGCCCCCUCGGAGGGGGGAGGUACGGCGACGGCGGUGAUCACUUCGGCCACCACGGCCCGCCGUCCGUUCCGUCCCGGUUGUCCGGGAGAGGUGCAUCGCCCUUCGGCUCUCGCCUCGCCGGGUACGGCGGCACGGCGAAUGAAUCGGCUAGGGGGGACUACACUCGCGGCGGGGGCGGCUACGGGCACAAUCAUCACAACGGAGAUUUCCGGAGCGGGGGAGGAGGGGGUGGCCGCGGGUGGUCCGGGGGUUGGGACGGAGGCAGGGGGCGGGAGUGGGACCGCGGGCGAGGGCAACCACCCCCGCACCCGCGAGAGCGCGAGUUAGACUGGGAGCACCGCCGGAAGUGGGACAGAGAUAGAGGUCCUGAGCGGGAUCGCGGGCCAGACAGAGGGGGCGGUGGCGGCCGAAGCAGCCGGGAGUGGGGCGAGCGCGAGAAUCGGGGGGCCGGGCGGGGGUCGUUCCGCAGCCCGUCCAUGACCGGGAUGGCUUCUCCUGACCCUUAUUCCUCGUUGGGGAGGAUGUCUCGGCGCCCGCUUGAAGGAGGCCAGCCCAGCGGGGUUGCGAGACCCCCGCCAUCAUCGCCGGCUGCUGCGCCCUCCUCUGCCCCGGCCGCGGGUGCGGCGAGUUCUUCCCCGGGUGCGGCGCAACCUCCGACAGCGACGGCGGUGGUAUCUGAAACGAAGCGACCAAUGAGCGAGGAGGAGAGGAAGAACCACGCCGAAGCCGUGGCGGAAGAAGCCAAGGCGUUCGCUGAGCGUGAGCGUCGUCUAGCGGAGAAGAGCGACGAGGUCGAAAAGGGCGUGGCGCUGCGAGCAAGGAGGGAACUCGAGCGCCUCCGCGCCGAGAAGGACAAGGGUAAGGAGAAGGACCAGAGCAACGCGCGUUCACGAACAGACGGCCAAGAGACCGGGUCUCGGCAGCAGGAGGGUGCGGGCAACACGGAGGAGGGGAGAGGCUACGAGCCCGACGAGUACGGAAGGGACGACCCUUACCGCAGGCAGGAGGACGUCGAGAGAGAGCGGGCCGCUCAGCAAGCGGCGGCGGCCGCGCUGAGCCCCGCCUUCGGACCCAUGUCGUCGGCCGAUCGAUCUGCCUCCGCGUGGGCCCUAGCGGGGGGGGCGGCACCGCCGCCGCCGCCAAAGGCAAGACUUAAAGCCGUGAAAGCGGUGCUCGGGCGUGGGGAGGAAGAGGCCGUCGAGGCCGGGACCGGAGCUCGCGUCAUCCAGAAGCGACAGGUACCCCCCGCGGCGGUGGUGAAGGUGGCGGCGGAAGAAGCAGCACCGGCAGCUGCGGAAAAGGUGGCGUCAGAGUCCCCGGCCGUGAAGCCCGCGCCACACACCAAGAGCCGCACCGCGGAGCCUUCCAAGCUCCUGCUCUCCGGAAAAGGGGGUACCAACCUCCACGCCGCGGCCGCGGCGGGCGGUAGGGGCAAAGCCCCCCCUUCCGGGGGCAAUUCCGGGUCUUCUGUGUCGUUGCAGUGGCUCACCCCACGGCACGAAGGCGAAGCCGGCGAGGCGCACUCCCGCUCCCAGCGUGGGGGGCAGGCGGAGCACAAUAGUGGCGAUCCGUCGGCGCCGCCGGCGCAUUGUACUCCUCCUUGUCCGGCUUCCGCGCAGGGCGCGCGGAGCUUUUCGAGUCUUUUUGCAGGUGCUGGGCAGCAGCAGAAGCAGAAGCACCAGCACACGGGGGCGCAGCGGCCUGGGGAUGCGGGUGUCGAAGGGCAGAUGUGGGAAGGGGAGGGAAGGGAGAGUGGUCAUGAUCAUGAUCGAGAUUGGCCGGAGGCGGGGCGAGGUCCGCCCCCCCCCCCCUCAAGAGAACACAAGCAGAUUUUCGACCACAAGACGGGGAAGAUGCGAGACGUUGAGGACAGCGACAAGCUUCGCGCUCCCAGCGACCGCCCGCGGGGCCCGCAAGACGCCCGCCUAGACGGCCGCACCCCGACGCAACAGCAACAUCAACAGCAACAGCAACAUCAACCCCGACUUUUGCAAUCCUCCGGCAACGGCAACGCUAAGAGUGGCCAGCACCACCAGAGCCCACGCCAACAGCCGAGCUCGCGAGGAGGGCCAAGCGGGCCACCUUCGGACUCUCCCCAAACGGGGGGACGGGGUGCCAACGAUGUGGCCGUCGCGGCAGAGUCGCCCGAAAUGCGGAAGGUGGCGGGGCAGGCGCAGUCGCUCCAGCAGCAAGACUCGCGGUUCGGCGGCCACCUCCCCUCCUCCGCCACCGCCGCCGCCGCUCCGCGGGAGCACGAGGGAGGGAGUGGCUGGGACCAGAGGCGCGAGUUCUCCGGAGGGCGUGGCAGGGGUGCUGGUCGGGGGGGCAGGGGAGGCUGGGAUGAACGGGAGGGUGGUGGGUUGGGGAGGGGGCGCGGAGGUACGGGCAGGGGUGGGAGGGGUGGGGAGGGUGUCUUCGUGCGAGACGGAAAACCCGGAGACAAUAAGGUGUGGGAGCGGGGGGUACAACAGCCUGUCGUCGCUAGCGGUGGCCGUGGGGGGGUUAACAGGGAAGAGGCGUGGGACCGGCAGCAGAAGCACGCGACUUCCAGCCGCCGGAGAGCAUCACCGCUCGACAACCCUCCCACCCCUGAUUCGUCCCCUUCGACGCCUGCCGCCCCAAGCCCUUCCACGAGCGCGGCAUCGCGAGGCGGCGGCGGCGGCGGCGGCGGCGGCGGUGGUCUUCGCAUUGCUCACCGCCCUCCUCAGCCUGAGGCGUCACCUCCAUCCCCGGCUUUGGCUACAACUGCCGUGUCGGCAUCGCCGAAAGGCGACUCUGCUUGGGGGGGAGGCAAAGGGACCACCACAGACACCCCCUUGCCGCAGCAGCAGCACCAGCAGCAGCAGCACCAGCACCAGCAACAGCCGUCGUCUAACCACCAAGAUUCUUUGGUUGCUUCGGCGGGCACCUCUCUGGUGAAAGGCGCAUCGGUGUCGGUGUCUGGGGGAAGCGCCGGCACCACAAGCGGCAAUGAUGCCGCUGCUGCCGCUGCUCUUGAGAGCCGGGAGGCGAUCCGGGCGAGAGACGAGCGGGAGAGAGACCUGGCCGUGCGGCAGCGGAAGAGCAUGAAGAUGGACUUAAACGCCGCCAGUGCUCCACGGGAUGCUGCUGGUGUCAAACAGCACCAGCAGCGUCCCAAACGGGAUGGCCACGACAAGAAAGACGCCGAGAAGGCGCGACGCGCGGAGCGUGACAGGACACGGAGGGAAAAGCGUCAUGAUGAUACGGAACGCCAACGCAAUCGCUCCGAAGCAGGGGGUAGAGCUAGGAGGGAGGCGAGGCGCAAGGAGAGCAGCGAACGCCCCCCGCGCACCAGCGGAGCCCUCUACCGCUAUGGUUCUCCUGAUCUUGCGCCUGGUGGAGGCUCAGGCGUGUCGGAGUAUGUCGUGUACGUCAACGCCGAUAUUCCGGAGGGAGCGCCGGACCCAUUGCAGGCGCGCUGGAACGCGAUGACCGAGGAAUCAGAUCGAGACCACGACCGCGAUCGGUCAAGACUUACGCGCUCCUCGGUCGCCUCCUCCACGGCCACCUCCUCCUCCUCGUCCUACAGCAAGAAAGACCCAAGAGAGAAGCACCACACACACGAGUCCGCCCCCCGCAACACUAGAGACAGAGACGUAAGAGCCUCGUUUCCGACCAACCCCGGCGCCUCGGGGGGCAAGGACAGACACAGCAACGGCGCUGCGGGAGGAGGGGGAACUGCCGUAAAGGAGAGGAGGGAUCAGGCGAGAAAUGAGGUUCGGCGCAACCAAAGCCAGCAACAAUCGGCACCCAUCUCGUCAGGACCAAGAGAAGGAGGAGAAGGAGUCAAGGGCAAGGAAGGCCUUGUCUCAAGCGCGAGAGCGGACGGAGCCGGACGGAACGCGAGAGCGCGGGACUUUCCGGAUCGCGGCGGCGGUGAACACGGCGAUCGGGAGAAAGGUCGAGGCAGGAAGGCCACCGGUGACAAAGAGGGUGCCGCCGCCGCGCUCAUGAAAAAGCAAGAGCUAGCGAAAGAGCAAGAGGAGAAGGCAAAGGAGGAGAGGGAGAAGCUCAAGGAGACUAGAAAGGAGCGUAAGAAGAUGAAGCGAGGAGGGGGAGAGGAAGCAACCGCCGCACUGGCUGGUGGUGCGAGCGGUUACACCGGUUCGGGUGUCAGCGGUAGCGGUGGGGGCAUGGGCAUGGGCAUGGGCAUGACACCAGGGCGAGUGGUGGUGGACAAGGACUGCCAUUUGGGCAUGAAUGUCAACAUGUCCGAGUUUGACACGGCAGAAUUUGAGGUCGUCAAGUCCCGCCGUGAGGUUCAGAAGGAGCGCAAGGAGCAGCGGGAACAGGAAGAACAGGCUGCCGCUCAAAAGGCGAUGGAAGAAACCGCCGCUGCGCGCAAGGCCGCACACCAGGCUGCCAGGGGCCAGAUCAAGGCUCAGCUCGAACUCAACAAGGCUGAGACGCGGAAGGCGACGGAGGUGAAAGCGAAGGCCAAAGCGGCCAAGGAUGCCGCCAAAGCUACGGCUGCGGCCGCCACCGCCACCGUCGCCAGUAUGUCCGAACAGGAUAGGCGGUCUGACCAAGAGGCGUCGUCGAGGGAAAAGGCCAACGCGAGCACUCAUGAACCACCUGCCCCGGCAGCGACGACCAGCUCCGCUCCCGUAGCCUCCGUGAAGAGGCAAGACAAUGGGAAAUCCCCCGUUACGACGGCAGUAGCAGCGGCGGCAGCAACACCACCUUCGGCCCCUACCAGCUCCGUACCCUCCCGCGCGGGUCACUCUAACGCGAGGCCUGACGGAGCGUUCCCUGCCGAACCAGCGUCAAGCCCAAAGGCGACGCAAUCCAGCAAAUCGCCUGUCGUCCUACCCCCGCUUUCACCGGCUAAGACCACGCGUCCGCUGUCACCAGCGAUUCAGUUUGGAAGCGUGGGCGCAGAUAAUGGCGCGGGAUGGUCUGCGACGCCGAAGAACGAAGGUAAAACACUCGUUGACUGUGCAGGCGCCUACGCCGAGAGCGGGGGGGGGGUUGCGGACGGGGAGCGGUCCGGGCUGCCAGCAUUUGGUCCAGAAACUACGCCGGAAGUCUGCGCUCCAUCGAGAAACGGCGAAGCUGGGCCUUCCUCGGGCGCCUCGAAGAGCCGCCACGAUGCCCCGAGGCCGAACGUCCCGCGACCAGGCGACAAGUCACCACCGCUGGGCGAAGGUGCCCUCCCGGAAGUCGGCGUGGUCGAGCCUACUCGGGAGGUUGGUCUCAACCCACCUAGCAAGCAGCAACAGCCGGCGAGCAUCCUGAGCGGAGAGAACGACAAGCAGGGUGAAAGAAACGGAAAGGAUGAGACCGAAAGCACGCACUCUGACGAUCGUGGUGGUGGGCAAGAACCUGAAAGCGAUACCCGUGCUAGUCCUCCUACGUCCCCUCCGUCUGGGGUACAGCAGCCCGCGUUGAACCCAAGCUCGCAGUCGACCUCGCACGGGCGGCCACCCCCGGUGGCGGAGGGACUUCUUAGUUCGCCUAGCCUUGCGGGUUCGAUCCCAGCUCCUCACACUCAAGCCUCGUGGAAGCCAUUGCCAGUGGGCCUGGCCUCCGCCGUGUUGUCAACCGGAAACGGCGUAGCAGCUGUUGGCGCCGGAGCGGGGGGAUACAACAAUAAACCCCACAACAAGAACAGUGAGUGGGCGCCAGGCAGGGGGGGGUACAACGGGUUCGGUGCCGGCGGGACCGGUUAUGGAGAGCAACAAGGCCCAGGAAACUUUGGGCAGAAUAACGUUUCCACUGCGUUCGGCGCCACGCACCCCGUUUACGGUUUCGGCGGACCGCAACGCGGCAACUUCGGGCCGAACAGCGCUCCCGCUGCGCUGGGAGCCGCCGGGUGGAACACGGCGUCUGUUUUCAACCCCCUUCAAAACGGAGGUGUGGUUGGGAUGCUAGGUGCCAAUGGCGGCGGGAACAGUGUCGGAGGGCGGCUGAGGUCAGCCCCAGAAGCCUUCGGAUUGGGUGCGGGUCCGAGCCAAGUCGUACCUCGCGCGGGAUAUGGGAGACUAGCACAAAGGCCGCCGGCCAUGGUCCGGGGCGCGAACGGCGGCCGCGAUGGUAGCCCUGGACAGCCGCAUAACAGGGCAAACGAUCCUGGUCAGACUGUCAGGUUGGCAACGUCCGUGGCCGCUGGUAUGGCCGGAGGCCCCUUCGGAGGCUUCGUCCUGGGACAUCAUUCCCCUGGCGCGCGUCAACCGCCGAUACCUCCGGGUGGCAUUCAGGCGUGGACGGGGGGAUUUCCUCAGGCGGGAGGUGGCAGCCCGGGGGGAGCGAGGAUGACAGGUGUUAAUGGGGGCGCCAGCCCUCCUGUUGUUCAGCAGACUCCGUCCCCAAAGCCGCAGCACCACCAACAACAGCCUCACAUGCAGCAGCAGCAGCAGCAGCAGCAGCAGCAGCAGCAGCAGCCAUUCUACGGCUCCUUCGCUGGCGGCGUUACUCCGCCAGGAAGCACCGGUCUCAUGGUUCCCUCUACCCAGCCCACUAUGCAAGUCGCCAGGUGGCAGCAGCCAGCGUCACAGCACAUCGUCACUAGCGUCGUCGCCACAGCGGCAUCGGCGGCAAGCAAUCCCCCGCUAUCCAUGGCAGAAGGCGGAAACUCGGGCCUUGCCGCAGAGGCCGCACCCUUCAUCCCGGCAGGAGCUAUGGGGGUUGGAAGCCCGGCUAUGUGGGGGAUGGCGGGACCGCAAACUCAGCAACAGCCAACCGGUGUGGGUGCCCCUUCUCCAGGAGCGGCAUCGGUAAACGCGAUAAACCCAACAAUGCUGACCCUGCCGACAAUGGGGGGCCAAGGUGUGAGCUUUGGUGCCUCAGCCGUACCGCCCGGACGGCCGACUCCGUCCCCGGCAAGGUUUGCCACACAGCAAGGUUUGCAGCAGGUUCAGCAGCAACAGCAUCCGCAACAACAGCAACCGCUUCUUCAUCAACUGCAGCAGCAGCAGCAGCAGCAGCAGCAGCAGCAGCAGUGGCUGAUAGCCGGGACAGGGGGUAUGGUUCCUGCACAAAGCAGCCACCCGCGGCCUCCUAGAGGCGCACAACUUUCUGGGCCCAGGCCUUCCCAGGGUAGCCCUUCGGGUGGCUGGGGAGCGGCAGGCAAAGCUCAUAGCAUCGCGGUUAGAGGAACAGCAGUACCAAGUUCCAACUCAUCGAGAAGGCCAACUGGCACCGCGGUGCAUGGAAGAGGAAGCCCGGGUAGGCAAGGAAACGGAGGUUGUACCUCUGGUGGUAGCACAGCAGCACAGAACGUCGGGUCCUCGACAGCUGCUGCGGGUAAGAGGGCCAAGAAGACCAAUUCGCAGGCGCUGUAUGUCCCGAAAAGGUCGACGCCCCGUGGACCUGGGUCUGAAAGCAAUGCGCAGCCAAAUGCUGGGUCUGCUUCCGUUGCCGCUGUGCCUGCCGCGGGCUCGUGACGUGAAUGCCUGUUAGAUACACCCGAUUUUCGGCGAAACAUGAGAGCUUGAGUGUUUUUUCGCGGGCGUCGUUGUAUGUGUUUUGAGCCGGGUGCGUGGCUGUGGCGGAUAAUUCAUUGUGCCAUUCCUUGCGCUUGUGAAAAGUAUGCGAAGUACACUGGUGUCAAAAAUAAGUUUAGGGGGCGGGGAAGAGAAGUGAGUGUUUUUUUUUUUUUCGAUUUUUCAUCGUGCCGGUGCUUCGCGAGUCAGUUUUUUCAAUGAACUGAGGGCGUGGGAAUGUUGUGUCCGGACGAUGUGGUGUGGUCUUGCGAAGCCUUCUGGAUUGGAACGUUUCUUUCGCAUCCCACACGCCAGCUAGCGAUAGUCGAUGCCUGGGCCGGGCGAGGUAGAGGGAUCUGGGAUGUUGCACAACGCCAGCCGGAGCUACAUGGGUAUAUAGAAGUUUCGUUUUUCGAAGCACACGCAUGCGUGCGUUGGAUGAAUUAAUUCAUACGCAUACAUUCGUCAUU
Molecule: messenger RNA, 9057 nt
Organism: Ectocarpus sp. CCAP 1310/34
Lineage: Eukaryota; Phaeophyceae; Ectocarpales; Ectocarpaceae
Source: the annotation of a GenBank genome assembly